AUGCCAGCUCCGGCAAUGGUGCCCAUGACUCCAGGCCUGUCCAGCUAUAUUCAAUCCCUGAAACAAAACUCAGUCGAAGCUUCAACAGAGAACCUAAUAACACUUUUAAAACGGCGUCAUAUCCGCCAGCCGCACUCAUGCGCCCUUGCGACCGCCCAUCUGCUCCUCCGGGCCAUGCACACGACCAAGUCGAAUGACCCCGCAACGCUGAUCGAGCAUGUUAAACGAAUAGGUCGCCGAAUAAUGGCCGCGCAGCCCAGGCAAUUGAUUGUUGGUAAUAUUGUCCGCCGUGUACUGGGCAUGAUGAGAGAUGAAGCCGAGACUGGACCUGAUUGUGGAGUGAUGAGCGAGUCUGACGAUACUCGCCCUCAUACCCCGCCUCAAGGCAGCUUCCAAGCUUCAGGGCGUUUCUCAACACACGCAAGCAGUGCUUUGGAAAGACUAUCACAUUUUGAUGCCCUUGAAAGAUCAUCAUUGGCAGCCCAUGCGUCGGCGACCCCUGCUCUCCCUGGCACAUCGAUGUUUAACCUGCUUUCAUGCCCCCCGGAGUCCACUGACCCUAACUCACCGAUUACCAUCUCAAGAGGAGAGCCAGAGACGGUUGAAGAGCAGCAGCAGCGAGACUACCGAGGCGAAGUAUUUGAUGGCAUCAAAGAAAUUCUCGAAGAACUUAACCAAGUGAAUGAUCAGAUUGCGGCAUAUGCGCUAGAUCAUAUCCACUCAAAUGAGGUUAUACUCACUCACACAGCAUCUACAACAGUGCAGAAAUUCCUACUUAAGGCUGCAGCAAAAAGGAAGUUUAGCGUGAUUCAGGUAGAAUCAUAUCCAAACAAUCAUGAAGAUACCCAUGCAACCGUCACUGGUCUAAGUAGUGGCGACGAGGAACGGUUAACACCAGAAGCCUUCCAAAAACCAUUAAUUGCCCAGGGUAUUACCGUCAUCCUCAUUCCAGAUUCCGCCGUGUUUGCAUUGAUGUCACAAGUGAACAAAGUCGUUCUGGGAACCGAUUGUGUGCUCGCAAAUGGUGGACUGGUUGCUGCAUCUGGAACCAGACUUAUUGCCAAUGCUGCUAAGGCUCAUAAGGUUCCUGUGGUCGUCGUGAGUGGCGUGUAUAAAUUGAGCCCAGUCUAUCCCUUCGACCCUCAAUCAUUGAUCGAGUAUGGCGACCCAAGUGCAGUUAUGCCAUAUGAAGAUGGCGAGCUGGUAGAGAGUAUUGAUGUGGUGAAUCCUCUCUCUGAUUAUGUUCCUGCGGAACUCAUUGACCUAUACAUUACGAAUAUGUAA
Molecule: messenger RNA, 1284 nt
Organism: Ophidiomyces ophidiicola
Lineage: Eukaryota; Fungi; Ascomycota; Eurotiomycetes; Onygenales; Onygenaceae
Gene: GCD7
Product: GCD complex subunit gcd7
Exons: 2
Coding region: 1-1284 (427 amino acids)
Biological process (GO): translational initiation
Cellular component (GO): eukaryotic translation initiation factor 2B complex
Molecular function (GO): guanyl-nucleotide exchange factor activity; translation initiation factor activity
Source: RefSeq, a predicted model, not a curated record